Gordionus sp. m RMFG-2023 is the source of this 663-nucleotide messenger RNA. Its product is annotated as death-associated protein 1-like. Lineage: Eukaryota; Metazoa; Nematomorpha; Gordioida; Chordodea; Parachordodidae. Gene Ontology annotation, biological process: apoptotic signaling pathway; negative regulation of autophagy; cellular response to amino acid starvation. The transcript has 4 exons. The coding region runs from base 106 to 429 and encodes 107 amino acids. The record is from RefSeq and is a predicted model, not a curated record. Gene Ontology annotation, molecular function: death domain binding.
UUUUGUCCUUGAAAAGGGUUUCAAUUUUAAUUCAUUCGUUAUAAUUAAACAAACAAAAAGUUGGCCAUAGUUUUAUAAUUUAUAACGUGAAUUUUAAAAUUAACAAUGACUGAAGAAGGUAGCGAGCAUAUUGAUUUAAAAGGUGGACAUUUGCCUGCAGUAAAAGUUGGUGGAAUGAGAAUAUCUCAAAAUCUUCCACCAAAUAUAGAUAAGGAGGAAAAAGAAAAAGAAGAUACUGAAAAUAAAAUUGCUCAAAAAGAUAAGAAUAUCAACUUAUCAGGAUAUCUUUCCAAAGGGAAUUUAGAUUUUACUACUGAAGCAGUCAAAGCAUUUCAUGAUAAACCACCAUUUGCAAGCAAGGAUGCACCACGAUCAACAAAUUAUUUUCACAAUGAGAAAAGUUUUCCUAUUCAACAGCCAAGAAAAUAGAAACUUAGAUUUUUUUUAAAUAUAAUGAUAUUUUAAAUUAUUGUUAUAUAUAUUUCAUAAUUAUAAUGAAAUUAUUUGGUGUUAAAAGCUCAGAUCAUGAUUAACUCUAUUUUAUUUAUACUUACUAUUGGAAUUAUAAUUAUAAAUAAUCAAGCAAAUAACUAUUUAACACAUCAUUUAUUUUAUUCGCUAUUAUAUAUAUAUAAUUAUAAAUAAUAAAGUAUGGGACACAAA